Cyprinus carpio (common carp) is the source of this 1361-nucleotide messenger RNA. RefSeq lists its product as uncharacterized. Gene Ontology annotation, cellular component: nucleus. Lineage: Eukaryota; Metazoa; Chordata; Actinopteri; Cypriniformes; Cyprinidae. The record is from RefSeq and is a predicted model, not a curated record. Gene Ontology annotation, biological process: regulation of transcription by RNA polymerase II.
AGAGACCUUGUUCAACUCGCUCGGGUGCAUUUUUCAGUGCACAUGUAAAGAAGAGCACCUCCUGCACGUAGUAUCAUAUCCAUUUUGUUUUAGUAUGACCGGUGGCUGAAUGUUGGCUGGAUUCAGUUCGGAUGAUGGAGAACAGAGUGUUAAAGCACUCAGAGGACUGUAAAGAUCCUCCUCAGCUCUUUACAUACUAUCAAGGCGACAUCAACACUGCAGUAGAUGAGCACUUUUUCCGUGCCCUGAAUAAAGCAACCAUACCAAAAGACCUAAGUACUAAAGCCAAGGACAGCAAUAGGACUCCCAAAUCUGAUGUACCAUCAUCCUCAUGGGCUUCUUCUGGUCUAACGUGGCCUAAGUCCACACACUCUUCUGGUUCCUCAAAACUGACCCAGUUGGCAUCCAUGGAACCUACACCUCCAUCCCAGGGAGUUAUUGUGAAUCCCUCAGUACUUUCAUCAUCAUCGUCAUCCCUCUGGCCAUGUCCAUCCAGACAGGGCACAGCCUUCGAACUGCCUCAUAUAAUCUACCAACAGCCCAUGGCUGCUGAGAGCAGUGCCAACUCUUACCUGAACCUGUUACAAAUGGAUCGGCCAACAGGGGGCAUCAUGAUCUCGCCCUACUCAAAAUCAGAUACCAGACCAGAGUGGAACUCUGGGACGGCCUUUAAGGAUGGAAGCAGGAUCGGCCUAGAUUCAGGUGUGCCUGUCUCAGAAAUAACGAAGGAUUUGUACUGGUAUUGAAGAAGCAAUUUCUGGCUCUGUGAUGAAAAUAUAUUUUCAGCACAAGACUGCCUGUGUUUACAUUAUUAUAAGCUUAAGAAUUCUGUGCUUUUGGACAUCUGGCAUAGUGACUCAAACCAUUAUAUUCAUGGUAUCAGACAUUCCUCAGUGAUGAAUGGCAGUUAAUUGCUUAUUUUAGCCAUGAGCAUGUGAAGGAUCUUGUAGUGGGACAUAAGAUAAUACCAGGGCAAUGAAGAAUGAUUGAAAAUAAUUCACUUCUCUUAGCUAUUUGAUGGGUGAAUGAGGAAGUAAAGUCUAUUUAUAUGAUUUGUAAUACAAUUAUAGUUUUACCGAACUUUCUUUGUGUAUAGUAUUCUGUGUUUUGAAAGUUAAUAUUAUUACUAUAGACCAUAAUUUUCGUAAUGCAAAAACUAUAGUCAUUUGUCAGCAAAUAUAUUCAAUAUAGUUACUUUUAAAUUUUAUUUUCUCUCUGAAAAGUUCCCCAUACCUUGGGGGAUGAAAACACAAGUGUGUCAACUCUCUAGGUCAGGUUACACAGAAGGCCAAGUAAUGCUGAUGCAAUGGCAAAAGUGAACUGACAUGAGCAAACCAAAAAUAAAUUUCUUCGAAAUUGUG